This is a messenger RNA of Funneliformis mosseae, 226 nucleotides long. Lineage: Eukaryota; Fungi; Glomeromycota; Glomeromycetes; Glomerales; Glomeraceae. The record is from the annotation of a GenBank genome assembly.
AAAGUUACAGAAAAGAAAUAAUCAUAAGGAUAUUCAAAGCAUGGGCGGAAAACCCGGAAUUUCUAUAAAUAUUUGGGCUCUGUGUAGGGACAAUCAUCAACUACGACAACGUCUCUUUGCGGAACGAAAUUUUCAGACCAUUUAUAACGGAUCACGACCUCUUGGGGAUCAAAUAGAUUUCUUCAACCUCUUGCAACGGGAUCGAGCUUCAGACAUAUUUUCUUAA